Salarias fasciatus (jewelled blenny) is the source of this 1798-nucleotide messenger RNA. It is a transcript of the gene renbp, whose product is annotated as renin binding protein. Gene Ontology annotation, biological process: carbohydrate metabolic process. Gene Ontology annotation, molecular function: isomerase activity. NCBI's taxonomy places the organism in Eukaryota, Metazoa, Chordata, Actinopteri, Blenniiformes, Blenniidae. The record is from RefSeq and is a predicted model, not a curated record.
AGGAGAGCGAGCAGCAAGUCUGAGGUGCUGUUGUCCCUACUCUCUCUCUCUCAGCUGUCUGUCUCUCAGCUGUCUUUCUGCUGUCUCUCUCUCAGCUGUCUGUCUCUCAGCUGUCUGUCUCUCAGCUGUCUGUCUCUCAGCUGUCUGUCUCUCUGCUGUCUGUCUCUCAGCUGGACUUGGGCUGACCCUGCUGCAGAGCUCAGGAACCAUGUCUGUGAUGAAGCUGGAGGAGUAUCGGCAGCACAUCCGUGCACAGCUGGACAGCGUGACGGACUUCUGGCUCAAACAUUCUCAUGACACGGACCAUGGAGGCUUCUUCAGCUGCAUCGGGAGGGACGGCCAGGUGUACGACGACAUGAAGUAUGUGUGGCUGCAGGGCAGACAGGUGUGGAUGUACUGUCGCCUCUACCGAACCCUGGAGCGCUUCCACAGGCCUGAAAUCCUCCAGGCAGCUCAAGCAGGAGGACGCUUUCUGAGGCAGUUUGCUCGUGUGAGCGACGGCAGUGGAGGUGGGAAUCGGUGGAAAUGUGCUUUCUGCCUAACGAGAGACGGUAAAGCAGUGAAGGUUCAGAGGACCAUCUUCAGCGAGUGCUUCUAUGUCAUGGCCAUGGAUGAACUCAGCCGAGUGACCGACGACAAAGACCUGCAGCUGGAAGCUGAGCAGAUGAUGGAGCAGCUGAUCCACUGGGUGCGGGUGGAUCCGUCAGACCUGGGCAGGCCCGGGCUUCCCGGAGACGUGCCCACCAGCAGCAUGGCGGUCCCCAUGAUGCUGCUGUGUCUGGUGCAGCAGCUGACGAAGGCGGGGCCAGAGGUGGUCGACAAGUACCGGGAGUUGGCGAGCUGGUGUGUCCAGCAGAUCCUGCAGCAUGUUCAGAGAAAUGGCACAGCGGUCCUGGAGAACGUGUCUGUGGAUGGAGCAGAGCUGCCCGGCUGCGCAGGACGGCUGCAGAAUCCAGGUCACGCCCUGGAGGCCGGCUGGUUCCUGCUGCAGUACUCUGAGCAGUUCGGAGAUCCUCAGAUCAAGAAAACCGCUGUUGACAAGUUUGUGAAGCUUCCUUAUCAGCGAGGCUGGGACAAAGAGAACGGAGGACUCUUCUACUUCCUGGACGUGGAUGGACACUGUCCCACACAGCUGGAGUGGAGCAUGAAGCUGUGGUGGCCUCACUGUGAGGCGCUCAUCGCCUUCCUGAUGGCUUUCAGUCAAACCGGAGAGUCGGAGCUGCUGGAGACGUUUUCCCAGAUUUAUGAUUACACCUUCAAACACUUUCCUGACACCAGGAGCGGGGAGUGGUUUGGAUAUUUGACACGAGAGGGGAACGUUGCUCUGGAUUUUAAAGGAGGUCCUUUUAAAGGGUUCUUCCACGUGCCUCGCUGCCUCUACAUGUGCGAGCGGAUUCUGGAUGGUCUGCUGGCUCACAGAGACUGAGCCUGAGCUUCACUCUGCUGAAGGUCGUCUCAUUUCAACUGAUCCACUCCGUCCUGGACAGAGACAGAGACCCCUGAACAGCACACGUUCCAUGGUGCCUUGUUCAUGAGCACUCCGGACUACGUCAGUCUUCUCUUCUUCUGUAUGUCACUUGUUUACACCAGGAGACCUGAUCAGAUGAACCUCCUCAGCUGUGGAGGAGGAGCAGCUCUACUCAUAUUCUCUCUGGAAGGCUGAGUUCUCUCACUCCAUCAGGAUCACUCCAUCACUGAGAGGGAUGACCACCACUCUGUAGACAAAACACAUUUCAGCUCUGUGUACCCUCGAUUAAACGAUGUUUCAUGCCUCUAUCAAAUAUAAGAUAUUAUUGUG